AUGGUUGCUUUCGAGCCAGAGAAAGUGUCGAUCGCAGGUUUGAGGGGCAUGGAAGGUCAAGAGUGGCCUACUGGAAUGGUCGACCGCUUGUUCCGUCGCAUUGUCCUUAUGGCGUACGGCGAGCAGAUCAAUAAGUUCACAGACCGGAAGCAGUUUUUGUAUGCAUUUCGCGAUGCUGUUGGGGGUCAUCAAAACAUGUGGGACAUUAAUGUUAUUCACCGGGAUAUUAGCAUCAACAACAUUCUCAUCGGAGAGGAAGACGCUGGAGCGGGGUGGCAAGGUGUCGUUAUUGAUUUGGACAUGGCCGUUUUUUGGGAACAUAUGACGACCAUGGCUGCGGUGGACUUCAGAACAGGCACGCGAGCUUUCCAGUCGCUUUUUGUCAUGGCCAACGGAAAGCCAGUCGAAAAACCACCCUUAGCAGCUUGGGAGAGUGAGAAUCUCGAGUUCGCGAUAGCAGCAAAAUCGGCAUUCCUCAAUCCCAUGGUCAUUAAACACAACGCAGUCAAUCACACCUUUGGAAAGGUCUUCCAGGACCUGUUCGAUGCUCUGCGUGGAUUCUUUUUGGAGAAGUACAAGUGGAAAACCGAGAACAGGGACACAAUGCCGAACAAGAUGGACGCAAUGAAGGAGCACUCAAUGCAGCACUACGCAGAAUUCCUUGCACAUAUUGACACUGCAGUCACGGCUCUUGAAGAGGAGGAGAACGGGUCUCCUUCAAGUUCUCCUGUGCCUUCGCCGCCCCCCGAACCCGCACUGACACACUCUCCGCAUUCGAGCCAGCAGAUGGAGUCAUCUAGUGGCAUGAAGCGCACCCGUGGCGAGCGGGAUGCAGGUGGAGCUGACAUGGACAUUGAUGGAGAGGGAGCUCUGCCAGCACCAAAGAGGUUGCACAUGAGAAUAUUGUUGUGGUCUCAACCUGAGACAGUGCCAGAAGCUGUCGCUGGAGCUGCUCCAACGGCUGUUCCUGCUCCUAGACGUUUGUCGCGGUUGCAGACUGGGUCCACUCAAUCAGCGCCCGCGAGCAUCGAGCCCGUCCCUGCAACCGUGGCGAGAAGGCAGUCAACGAGGUCGAGGAAUGGAUCUAGAUCAACCCAGCCCGUGGAGGCGCCUGUCAAUACUGAUGCUUCGACGUGGAAUACGACACGGGUGCCAUCAACGAACUCGCAGGGUCAGAGAGGAACAACGCAGAGGGCUCAGUCAGGAGGAGCGAGGCAGAUGAUGAGGGCGAGGACACAGUCAGGUAAGGUGACGACGGAGAGGCCGGCAGAUGGGCCGAGCACUCAAUCGUCCCACCGGGGUCUUUGCCAUGGUCAUUCGGCUACCCGCAAGGGCGAAAAAUAG
Cyclocybe aegerita is the source of this 1344-nucleotide messenger RNA. The record is from the annotation of a GenBank genome assembly. NCBI's taxonomy places the organism in Eukaryota, Fungi, Basidiomycota, Agaricomycetes, Agaricales, Hemipholiotaceae.